AUGUCCCGCAGAUCGAGUCGUAAGACUGAGAAUAUUCCAUUGUACAACACCGGCGACGAUGAAAACAGCGAUACACCAUCUGCCACACCAAAAAAAGGCCGCAAGGCCGUGAAGGCUGAAGCCGUGCCGGUUGUCGCGAAGUCCCCGGCCAAAUCGAAGAAGUCUGCGAAGACGAAGACAGAGUCGGACGAGGAGUCUGAGCCCUCUGAACCGCCAUCAAAGAUCAAGAUAAAUAGUGUGAAGGCCAAGGCGCUGAAGGAAGACACGGUACCAAAGGCAAAGCAGCCUGCGAAGCGUAAGAUCAAGGACGGGGACGACGAAAACGAGGAUCCAGAGGAGGGCCAAUCGAAGAAAAAGCGCAAGACUAAGGAAGAGAAAGAGGCUGAAGAAGCGAUGCCCGUCGCUGUUCGAACAGCGGUGGCGUCGCUGAAGUCGGCAAUGCACAUUGGAGCGCACGUCUCUGCAGCAGGUGGUGUCCAGCACUCAAUCACAAACUCGCUGCAAAUCGGUGGAAACUCCUUCGCCUUCUUCCUCAAGUCCCAACGAAAAUGGACAAGCCCUCCACUGGCACCAGAAGCCCGCGCUCAGUUCCAAGCAUUCUGCCUGAAACACAAGUACGAUGCAGCGAAGCACGUUCUACCUCAUGGCUCAUACCUCGUUAAUCUGGCUCAGCCUGAUCCCGAGAAAGCGGACCAGGCAUACAACUGCUUCCUAGAUGAUCUUCGACGGUGUGAGGCGCUCGGUAUCAAGCUGUACAACUUCCACCCUGGAAGUACGGGCAAACAUCCACGUAUCGAGGCGAUCCGCCGUAUCGCUAGUCAACUGAACAAGGCGCACAAGGCAACCAAGACGGUCGUUACACUCUUGGAGAACAUGGCAGGCAGUGGAAAUGUGAUUGGGUCUACGUGGGAGGAUCUUCGCGACAUAAUUGACCUCAUCGAUGACAAAUCCCGAGUCGGUGUAUGUAUUGAUACCUGCCAUAGCUUUGCAGCUGGGUACGAUCUCCGAUCACCCGAGGCUUUCAAGAAGACGAUGGAUAGUUUCUCGGAGGUUGUUGGCAUGUCAUAUCUUAGAGCCUUGCAUCUCAAUGACAGCAAGGCGCCACUAUCAUCGAAUCGAGAUCUCCAUGCAAACAUUGGCACCGGAUUCCUUGGCCUGAGAGCCUUCCACAAUGUUGUCAAUUUCGCACCCUUCCAAGAUUUACCGAUGGUGCUCGAGACUCCAGCUGAUAAGAAGGGGCCGGAUGGGAAGACUGUCGAAGAUAAGGGGAUCUGGGCUGCUGAGAUCAAGUUACUCGAGAGUCUGAUUGGAGCUGAUCCGGAAACGGAUGAGUUCAAAAAGGAAGAGCAGCGCUUGCAAGACGUCGGAGCGGAGGAGCGGAAGAAGUACCAAGACCAGGUGGACAAAAAGCAACAAAAGGGAGAAAAGGGACAGAAGACUCUCGAUUCGAUGUUCAAGAAAGCCCCCGCAAAGAAGAAGAAGAAGGCGAAGAAAGAUGAAGACGAAUCCGAUAGCGAGGGGGGAUGUAGCCACUGA
Messenger RNA from Drepanopeziza brunnea f. sp. 'multigermtubi' MB_m1, 1536 nucleotides. RefSeq lists its product as uncharacterized. Lineage: Eukaryota; Fungi; Ascomycota; Leotiomycetes; Helotiales; Drepanopezizaceae. Gene Ontology annotation, biological process: base-excision repair. Gene Ontology annotation, cellular component: mitochondrion; nucleus. Gene Ontology annotation, molecular function: DNA binding; DNA-(apurinic or apyrimidinic site) endonuclease activity; phosphoric diester hydrolase activity. The record is from RefSeq and is a predicted model, not a curated record.